Molecule: messenger RNA, 2431 nt
Organism: Talaromyces stipitatus ATCC 10500
Lineage: Eukaryota; Fungi; Ascomycota; Eurotiomycetes; Eurotiales; Trichocomaceae
Product: DnaJ domain protein
Exons: 4
Coding region: 163-2427 (754 amino acids)
Biological process (GO): cristae formation
Source: RefSeq, a predicted model, not a curated record
AAUCGAAGUGAUUCUUCGAUUAUGCCAUUAUAUAUAUUGAAUACUACAGAAGAGGGUCUUGAUUUUACAAAAAUGGAAAGAUAAUCUCAUUCCGUUUGGCUCUCACUCUCUUCGUCUGAUUUCAGCUGUUAAGCUAAUUCUCCGACGCACGUUCCGGUGGGAAUGGCUUCUUCACGAUCUGAAGAAACUCUGCCAAAUGGCAGCACUUAUGCAGAUGACAAAGACUACGACCGGUUUCUGCAAUACCCUGACAAAGUCGAUUAUUACAGCCUACUCGGACUCUCGCGAUACCCACCCCCCACAGACAGCCAGCUACAAACCGCAUACCACAACCUGUCGCUAAGUCUCCAUCCGGAUAAGCAACCCCCGCAUCUCGUGGAAGCAGCCAACGCGCAGUUCAGACGUAUACAGGAAGCAUACACGACUUUGAUCGAUCCGAAGAAGCGAGUUGUUUAUGAUUUGGAAGGCGAGGAAGGAGUUGAGCGGGAAUGGAGUGCGGGAGGACGUAUGUCAACGAGGAUGGAGAACGGAGAUGCGAGCUUAGGGCAAGUCGGUCCAAGAGCAAUGCCGCCUGCUGAGUUUAGGAGGUGGUUUCUUGCGAGAAUGAAGGCCAGGGAGAGGGCGGCUUUGGAAGAAUUGGUUGGCGCAAAGGGAUCCGUGUCGGUUACCGUCGAUGCGUCCUCAUGGAUCUCACCAGGCGAGGAGGAAGACGAAUUGCGGAUCACUUGGCCGCCACCUAUGCGUGUGAGUCGAUAUGUUCUUGGAUACAAUUUUAAGGCGGCCUUACCGGAUUUCUCGAGUGCUUGGACAUGGUUUUCUGGCAACCACACAGAACCGGAAGAAGAAAUAUCUCAGGAGGAUGACAAGCCAGAAGAGCAGCUACAAUCUUCACCUGAGGUCACAUUUCAUACCAGUAUCAACGGUGCCGUUGUACAAAUCAGGCAGCCAUUGAAAAUUAGUUACGAGGAUGGAACGACAGAGAUUGUCCAGAUUGACGGCCCGCGUAUACUAGGUGGUGCAUCUUUCAACCUCGGUGCAUCUAUUAACCAUAGUUUCCCAUCUGCUGGAUUGCAGGCAGGACCUCAACCCAAGCUUAGUAUGCGGUCAUUGCUCGAUGGGGCAUCCGUUGGUGGAACUCUGGGUAUUCUACCUACUCGGACGCUGAGCAUGCAUAUCCAAAAGCAAGUAGUUCCAUUUCCCAACGGCAAACCAUUCACGGUGCUCAUGAAAACGGACAUAUCAUCGAAGCCCAAUAAAUUCAUGCCUAAAAUCACAACAUUUGUUCAGAGGCCGUUUGGGCUUCGGAAGUUUGGCACUCUGACGUACACUACUGGUUCACGAUUGACAUGGCCCUCAUUUGUACGAGGCUUGUUAUCACCGUUCAUAGACAUGUCGAUUGACCCAAGAAGAGAUUUGUUAUCAUCAAAUAAUGGUUCGUUACAACUUCAGUAUACUACAAUAUCGGAUCCUGUCACUGCAGACCUUGCUGGGGACCCUGAAAUUCCAAAAUCAACAAGAAACGAGAUAUGGCAGUGGAGCGUUGCUGCAACUCCAGUUGGGGGAGGUCUGAAUCUGACCUACAGUCGCAAUUUCUUCGCCGACAAACUCGAGGACGUUCCACGUUCAGAGUGGAAUCUCGACGGCUACCAUCCAACAAUUCCUUUACCGGCUCAUCGCGGUGUGCGAGUCGAGGUUGAGGCUUCCGUCGAUCUGGAAGGGGGAAUGACAUGGGCUAUAAAAGCUCUUCGACGAGUCGGCGAUUUCACCACUAUGGGUCUUGGUGUUGGUCUACGUGACAGGCGGGGUCUAGUCAUGACAGUUCAAUGGCAUCGUCUGGGACAAUCUAUCAAAGUGCCCAUUAUGAUUUGCCCAUUCGAUCUUGCAGACGCUGAUAUAUCUACAUUGGCCGUUCUUGUGCCCUGUCUUACCUAUCUCGGCAUCGAAUUUGGUUACAUUCGUCCACAAGAGAGACGUCAUCGCCGUGAAGCAAUUAUCCGGAAGCGAAAGGUCCUCAAAUCUCAGAUACCUAUGCGCCAGAAAGAGAGUGCACAACAAAUUGAGCUGAUGAGUGACUAUACACGACGCCGACAAGCGCGUGAGAAGGAUAAAGGCGGAUUAGUCGUGGUAAAGGCUGAAUAUGGUUAUAUUCCGCCGAAGAAUGCAAAAAUUACCGAUGAUUUGACAGACCCUAAAGUCAUUGAUGCUACGAUCCCUGUGGCCGCUCUAGUUGAAAAGAGUCGACUAUUUAUAUCGAAAGACACUAUUCGAUUUCAAAUAAUAGGUUUCUAUGACCCAGCUCCUCUCCUUCCCAAAACAUUAAAAGUAUGGUAUGAUUUCCACGGUCUGCGUCAUUAUACCGAAGCCAAAGAUGGAGAAGAUCUGGCCUGUCCGCAAAGAGAACAUAUGCUGCUUUCAGAAGACUUGUAAAUUA